Periophthalmus magnuspinnatus is the source of this 1861-nucleotide messenger RNA. RefSeq names its product isovaleryl-CoA dehydrogenase (gene ivd). The record is from RefSeq and is a predicted model, not a curated record. Gene Ontology annotation, cellular component: mitochondrion. Gene Ontology annotation, biological process: L-leucine catabolic process. The transcript is spliced from 12 exons. NCBI's taxonomy places the organism in Eukaryota, Metazoa, Chordata, Actinopteri, Gobiiformes, Gobiidae. The coding region runs from base 134 to 1396 and encodes 420 amino acids. Gene Ontology annotation, molecular function: 3-methylbutanoyl-CoA dehydrogenase activity; flavin adenine dinucleotide binding.
UAGUCAGUAAUACACGUGAAGAAGAGGGAUUGUUUGGCGUCAUCUGAGAGAGCAGCAACACCACUGCCAUCAAGCCUAUUCAUAUUUCAUAUUUGUCUUAUAGCCUUAUCCCCGGGAGAUAGUGACUGUGAGCAUGUUGGCCGUCAGAACCGCUAUGCGCCUGGGCUGCAGACGCUCCCUGCCCCCGUUCCAUGGUCUCCAGAGACGGGGCUGUGCGGGAGCCUCUAUCCCGGUAGACGACGUAGUAAACGGGCUCACGGACGAACAGAUUCAGCUUCGACAAAGUGUCCGGAAAUUUUGUGCUGAACAAUUGGCUCCUUACGCUGACAAGAUCGACAAGACAAAUGAGUUUCCACAAAUGAGAGAUUACUGGAAAGCCAUGGGUGAGAUGGGCCUCCUUGGCAUGACUGCUCCAGUGGAGUAUGGGGGCACUGGGCUGGGUUACUUGGACCAUGUGAUUGUGAUGGAAGAAAUGUCCAGAGUGUCAGCAGCCAUUGCAUUGAGCUAUGGCGCCCACUCCAACCUUUGUGUCAACCAGAUGGUCCGCCAUGGCAACGAGAAACAGAAGGAGAAGUAUCUACCCAAGCUUCUAAAUGGGGAGCAUGUGGGAGCACUGGCCAUGAGUGAACCAAAUGCUGGCUCUGACGUGGUUUCCAUGAAGCUCAAAGCCCAGAAGAAAGGUGACUACUAUGUUCUUAAUGGUAACAAGUUCUGGAUCACAAAUGGGCCAGAUGCUGAUGUCCUCAUUGUUUAUGCUAAAACAAACCCAGAGGCCUAUCAAAAAGGAAUUACAGCGUUCAUUGUGGAAAAGGGGAUGCCAGGAUUUUCUACGGCACAGAAACUGGACAAACUUGGCAUGAGAGGCUCCAACACAUGCGAGCUGAUCUUUGAAGACUGCAAAAUCCCAGAGGAGAACAUCCUGGGACCUCUUAAUAAAGGCGUCUAUGUCAUGAUGAGUGGGCUUGACCUGGAGAGGCUCGUUCUGGCAUCUGGACCAAUUGGGAUCAUGCAGGCUGUCCUCGAUUUUGCUGUGCCCUAUCUCCAUGUACGAGAGGCCUUCGGACAGAAGAUUGGGCACUUCCAGUUAAUGCAGGGAAAGAUGGCAGAUAUGUACACCAGGCUGAGUUCUUGUCGACAGUAUGUGUACAAUGUGGCCCGAGCCUGUGAUAAGGGGCACUUCAGUGCAAUGGACUGUGCUGGAGUCAUCCUGUACUGUGCAGAGAAUGCCACGCAGGUAGCUCUGGAUGGUAUCCAGUGUUUAGGUGGAAACGGCUACAUCAAUGACUAUCCAAUGGGGAGGUUUCUGAGGGAUGCUAAGCUGUACGAGAUUGGAGCAGGCACCAGUGAGAUCCGCCGCCUCAUCAUUGGAAGGACCUUCAAUGCCAUGUUCAGAUAGGAAUGGACUGAGGCCUCAUGAGUGAAUUAACAAUUACUGACACCAACAGCCUUAUGCUCUUUUGACUUUUCCAUUACAGAAUGCAAAGCAAAGAGAAAUCAGCUGUGUUUUUAUUGUCUACUGAAUGAAGUAGCACUGUAGUAAUAAUUGUGUUUUUUUUCUAACUCAACACUCCCAUCUAAGAUCCACAACACUCUGGUUAAAUUUUACAGAAUAUGAGCCUAUGCAUGGUAUUAAUGGUAUUAAUGGUUAAUUCAUGAAAAGAAGUGGACACUGCACUUUCAGUGGCUGCUCCUUGCUGUAAAUGAUUCAAAGUAAAGUGAAAAUAUUUAAUCUGCUUUCUGAGAACAUUGUAGAUAGUAUGUUUAGCAACACUGUUCCUCUAAUAUACCACUCUUUGUAUUUGUAAAGUUAUUAACAUGUAAAGCUUUUUUGGAAUAAACUUUUUUUUUCUUUCAAAAUGUC